GGGGGGCGGGAUCCGUCGGGCCUCCCUCGGUGGACUACGUGUCCCAGGAUGCCUUGGGUGAAGCUGAAGCCGGGAAAGGGAAGGAGGAUGGUCACAGUAUAUAGUGUCCGGUUGAAGCAUGAAGCUGUACUGCUUGUCCGGGCACCCGACGUUACCAUGCAACAUCCUCAAGUUCAAGACUACCACCAUCAUGCUGGAUUGCGGGCUGGAUAUGACCUCCACGCUCAACUUCCUCCCACUGCCACUGGUGCAGAGCCCCAGGCUAUCCAGGCUCCCAGGCUGGGUCUUAAAAGACGGAAGCACUUUCCUAGACAAGGAGCUGAAAGACUGUGCAGGCCGGGCAUUCGUGGAUUCUGUCCCCGAGUUCUGUUUGCCAGAGAUGGAGCUGAUAGACUUGUCUACAGUGGAUGUGAUCCUGAUCUCCAACUACCACUGUAUGAUGGCUUUGCCCUACAUCACGGAACAUACCGGAUUCACCGGGACAGUGUACGCCACAGAGCCGACCGUUCAAAUUGGCAGGCUCCUCAUGGAGGAACUGGUGAACUUUAUUGAACGGGUGCCAAAGGCUCAGUCUGCCUCCUUGUGGAAGAACAAGGACAUGCAACGGCUUCUUCCUGCCCCUCUGAAAGACGCGGUUGAAGUUGUGACGUGGAGGAGAUGCUACAACAUGCAGGAAGUGAACUCGGCACUCAGUAAAAUCCAGCUUGUUGGGUAUUCCCAAAAAAUUGAGCUUUUUGGUGCGGUUCUGGUGUCUCCUCUCAGCUCUGGAUAUGCGCUCGGCAGUUCCAAUUGGAUCAUACAGUCACAUUAUGAGAAGGUUUCCUAUGUCUCGGGAUCCUCGCUCCUCACCACACAUCCACAGCCUAUGGACCAAGCAUCGCUCAAAAACAGCGACGUCCUCAUCCUGACCGGACUCACCCAGAUCCCCACUGCCAAUCCGGACGGCAUGGUGGGGGAAUUCUGCAGUAACCUCGCGAUGACAGUUCGAAAUGGAGGAAAUGUCCUGGUCCCCUGUUACCCCUCCGGAGUGAUCUACGACCUUCUGGAGUGUCUGUAUCAAUAUAUCGACUCGGCAGGGCUCUCCAACGUCCCCUUCUACUUCAUCUCCCCGGUUGCAAACAGCUCGCUCGAAUUUUCCCAGAUCUUUGCCGAAUGGCUGUGUCAUAAUAAGCAAUCCAAAGUAUACCUGCCGGAGCCACCCUUCCCUCAUGCCGAGCUCAUCCAGACCAACAAACUGAAGCACUACGCCAGCAUCCAUGGAGACUUCAGCAACGACUUUAAGCAGCCGUGUGUGGUCUUCACGGGACACCCCUCCCUUCGGUUUGGGGACGUGGUGCAUUUCAUGGAGCUGUGGGGGAAAUCCAGCCUGAACACUGUGAUAUUUACAGAGCCAGACUUCUCUUACCUGGACGCCCUAGCCCCAUAUCAGCCCCUGGCUAUGAAGUGUGUUUACUGUCCCAUAGACACCAGGCUCAACUUCAUCCAGGUCUCCAAAUUACUCAAGGAAGUGCAGCCCCUCCAUGUGGUUUGCCCAGAACAAUACACCCAGCCCCCACCGACCCAGUCCCAUCGCACGGACCUGAUGAUAGACUGCCUGCCCCCGCCCAUGUCCUACCGCCGGGCUGAGGUGCUGACCCUCCCAUUUAAACGCCGCUACGAAAAGAUUGAAAUCACGCCAGAGCUUGCAGAUUCACUGGUGCCGACAGAAAUGAAGCCGGGCAUUUCCUUGGCAACCAUGACUGCCGUUUUGCAUACUAAAGACAACAAGCAUGUGCUCCAGCUCCCUCCAAAACCUCCUCAGCCUCAGCCCGGCAAGAAGAGGAAGAGGGUGACGGACGAGGUGCCCGAGCUCAAGCCCAUCAAGCCCCUGCUGAGUGGCUCCAUCCCUGUAGAACAGCUGGUGCAGACCCUGGAGAAGCACGGCUUCAGUGACGUGAAAGUAGAGGACACUCCGAAAGGGCACAUCGUGUUGUUCCAAGACGUGGAAACCCUCAUCCGGAUCGAGGAGGAUUCGACCCACAUCAUGUGCGAGAGCGACGAGGCUCUCCGAGUGAAGCUUCAGGGCCUGGUCCUUAACUUUCUGCAGAAAUUCUAAGCUUCUCUCUGCCAGCCAAGAUCUCUCUCCUUGGAAGAGGGGAAAUAAAGAAAGACCAGAAAGGGAAGCAGACGACAGUGCUGGGAGAGGCGAGCAGCAGCUGUUCAUCUUCCUUUCCCAAGAAACCAUGACGUUCUCCAGAGUAUGGUUGCCAACUCUUUUUCCAGCAAUCGCCCGAGCCUUUGAAGAACAAGGAGGAAAAACCCAACUGGUGCAGUUUUCCCCAUCAUGGAGCUUACAGUAAUGAUAAAACAUGUACCUGCUGAACUGAACUUUUUUUGUAGCUAUGCGGAUAUGAAAGGGCCUUGGUCAAGCUAGUUGCUGGUUAAUCUGGUCUCGUGGAUAUUUUCACACUUCGGAACAGAGUGCCUGAACUGUCACCGUCAUUUCUUCAGUUUGGAAAGAACAGGCACGUGAUCCCCCAGCAACUUCUGAAGCUUUCGCCAGAUGGGUCUUCUCUCUCAGAUGGAUGCAUGUUACAUUUUUCUAGCACAAGGGCAGAGCUUUAAAAAUAUACCCAUGUCCUUCAAACCCAGAGUGAUGGUGAAUCUUUUAAUUGAUGCAGAUAUGAUGGGAAAGCAACAGGAAGUACCAGUCCGUCGCCUUUCCUGUUCUGCCCUCCUCUACCUAGAGAUUUAACACAUUUUAUUCUCUCUCGCAGCAAACAGCCACCGAUAUUUCUAAAAGAUCUUUUCUUUAGCUUGUGUUGUGAGAUUUCCCCCCUUUUCAUUUCCUUUGUGAUUUUCAAUAUUGUGAUGCUGAUUCUUUUUUAAAAAAUAGCAAAGCCAGAAGACUGGUCACAGCCGACCAAAUUAAAACAGAAUAUAUUUUAAUAAAUAAUGUCACAGUGGA
Messenger RNA from Hemicordylus capensis (graceful crag lizard), 2947 nucleotides. RefSeq names its product integrator complex subunit 9 (gene INTS9). Bases 119 to 2095 code for a protein of 658 amino acids. The record is from RefSeq and is a predicted model, not a curated record. NCBI's taxonomy places the organism in Eukaryota, Metazoa, Chordata, Lepidosauria, Squamata, Cordylidae. Gene Ontology annotation, cellular component: integrator complex. Gene Ontology annotation, biological process: snRNA processing. The transcript has 17 exons.